Adineta ricciae is the source of this 4026-nucleotide messenger RNA. NCBI's taxonomy places the organism in Eukaryota, Metazoa, Rotifera, Eurotatoria, Adinetida, Adinetidae. The record is from the annotation of a GenBank genome assembly.
AUGAAAGCUCUCAUUGUGAAACUGCUGUUGCUUUUCGGACGCGCUCAAAAUAACUUCGAGCAGCUAAAGAUCUAUCAUACGAAUUACCCAGCUAAUAUCGAUGGAGAUCAUAGUUGUAUUUACCGUUACGCAAGCACCGCUAAUGGAAAAGGACGUUAUUUGAUUCCAUAUUGUAUUCGUACGCGAGAAGUUAAGUACAUAGACGAGCCUAAGAUCUGUCAUGGAAUAUUGUAUACAUUCGAUGAGUUGACUCGACAGAAGGUUAGUGUAGAUGAUCUUGUUUUAUGGAAUGCACCAAUGGACAUAGUUACCGACUACGCAGAAUGGUUACCAUCAAAAUUGAAUUCUCAAUCAGUAUACUGUAAUUGUUCUUCACAUAGAUCUUCGUUUGGAAACCGAUGCCAAUACCAAUUCGUAUUCGAGGGUUUUUCUUUAAACCAUAUUGUUGAACAGACUUUUGCGCUUAAGGCGGCAAUGAACCGAGAUAUUCGAACAUUAACACCGGACAAUAUCACUUGUUACAUAGCUCUUCAAUGUAAAACAAUAAUACCAGACUUUUGCCUAGACUGGCGUCAAGUUUGUGACGGUGCCGUAGACUGCGAGAAUGGAGAAGAUGAAGAAAAUUGUCAAGAAAUGCUACUAAGUGAGUGCUAUUCUGACACCGAGUAUAGAUGUCGCAGUGGUCAUUGUAUUCCUUACUCGUUCUCAUUUGACUUAACGCUCGAUUGUCUUGAUUUCUACGACGAGCAAGAAGUGUUUGAAAAAACCAUGGUCUGUGUAAUAUCUCCUUCAGUAGACUGCGAGGAGCACAUGUGUGGUCUAUCGCGUUUGUCGUGUGGAGACGGCGAGUGCUUUCCAGGAAAACAUGGCUUGAAUGGUGCUUUAUGUAGUGGAGAGCGUGUUCGCUUGCUGAUAAAGAAAAUGUUUUCCUUUGAUGCCGGAGAGAACUCUUCUGUGAGUAAGAAAUGUUACUCAACCCUGCUAGCUGAUUUUGGUCUCGAUUUGUUUUUUGAGUCUAUUGACAGCGACAGCGAAGAGGAACUUACUGACGUUCAUUAUUACGACUCGAACAAUCCACACCCGUGCACGGGCACCUUUCUGUUUCCAUUAAAUCCAAUCGUUUUUCCAUUCAUUCGUCUUGGCCACAAGGUUCAUGCGCGCGGAUGGCACGAAUGGCCACUUAUUUGUAUUAAUCGAAGUGAAGUGAACCAAAGUGAUGAAGAAUUAUUCUUUGACAUGGAGGGAUACGCAUGUAUAUCAUCGAUCAAAUACAGUAAACGCGUGAGACCAGUGGAACUGAAAAAUCUUCGGGAUAUUGUCGUACUCAUACAAAGUAUUCGAGUUGGCUUUUCACAUUCGUACAGCACUGUUACUGCUCCAUCACUAUAUCGAUGCACGCAUGGAAUGCACAUAUCAAGGCACAAUCAGUUUGAUGGUUACUAUGAUUGUUUUACAAAUGACGGAGAUGAGGAUAUAAUUACGAUGAGCUGUUAUCAGGAUUUUGAAAAUCGUUAUCAAUGUUUCAGAACAGGAAUCGUGUGCAUACCUAGACGCGGACUAAAUGAUGGUCAAUUAGACUGUGUAGACGGCGAUGAUGAACUAUUUGGGAUUAGUUGCACAGAGGAAUAUGAUUGUAAUCAUUUUCGGUUUAAGCAGUUGUGGCCUCAUUCAUUAUUUCCUGUUGUAUAUGAUGAGAUAUGCAAUGGAGAAGAAAUUUUCGAUCCUAGAUGGCUCGAAAUACAUGGUGAUUUAGAUACCGAUGAAACUGAUUGUGAUUAUUGGCCAUGCAAUGCUCGGUCAAUAAGAUGUAACGGCAAAUGGGACAAAAAAGAUGGGUGCGACGAAAUUGGUUGUUCGAAUCCUUUUCCGAUAUUUUACAUACGACGCAUUAGUCAUUGUGCUCCUGACGAACAUUAUUGCGCAAAAUUCAACAAAACAACGAUGGGUUGCUUGCCGGUGUCGAAAGCUGCUGACAAUGUUGUUGAUUGCCUUUUUAGCACUGAUGAACGCGGGCGAUUAAAUAAAGUCAGAGACUCCUAUCUUUUACCAUGUUCAAAUGUAUCAUCUGUAUACGUAGCUGAAGAUGAUCUAUGCAAUCGAGAUCAAUUGUGCCCAAUGGGAGAAGACGAACUUUUAUGUCCUUGGCAUUUAGCUUCCUCUUGCAGUGAUAGCGAAUUCACCUGCAAAAAUGGUACUUGUAUCCCUCGCAGACGUCGAUGUGACGAUCGCAUUGAUUGCCAAGAAGGUGAGGAUGAAUGGAUCUGCGAUAUGUUUGCACGACGAGUACCGCCAGAACUUAUGACACAACGACAAGCGAUAACUUCGCCGUUGUUCGCUAGUUCAGUUAAGUUAAACAUAAGUACAGUUUAUGCGGCCUUUCAUUGCUUUCGUGGUAUACUUUUGAGAGAAAAAGAUGGAUACGACGCAUGUAUUUGUCCCCCAUCUUAUUACGGUAAACAAUGUGAACUGCAGAGUCAUCGAAUCACUAUUUCAUUCCGCGUCGAGACAUUGUCACCCAGUAAUUUUCAUGCAAUAUUUCAACUUGUCUUCUGUUUACUCGACAGUCAACACAAUCAUGUCUUGUCGCAUGAAUUAUUAAUAGUCUCACCAAGCGUAGAAUCUAUUUACAAACAUCUUGUUUAUAUAAUGUAUCCGUCAUUCUGGCCCUUAUCAACGAAUAAGUCAAUACAUAUUGACAUGUAUGAGAUGACGAAUUUUGGUGUCAACCAGAGAUCAUUACUUUCGUGGUAUUAUGAUGUUCAGUUUCCAUUCCUGCCAGUGAAUCGACUGGCUGCUCGCUUGUUGAUUGAGAGGAAAUCAGCGAAUAGUACCGCAUGCAGCCUCUUAGCUUGCCAACAUGGCACAUGCAAGUCAUUUGUCAAUUCCCAUCGUCACUUUUGCCAGUGUGAUGGAGGAUGGACUGGUCUAGCUUGUAAUCGGUCGUUAGAUCAUUUGUGUAAGAAAUUGCAUUGCGAUCCUCGAUCAAAAUGCGUUGCACUUGCAGGAGACGACUAUGCGUUGUGUUUAUGUCCUCUUGGUUGGACGGGGAUCAAUUGUCGUAUACCCACACAUAGCUGCAAAAACGUUCACUGUAAAAACGGUGGAGGCUGCAUCUCGCUUGAUGAACGCGCACGGCAAUACCAAUGCCAGUGUCCCACUCAUUACUUUGGGGACCUGUGUCAAUUUUCAGAGGCUCAACUAACUAUGUACAUGUCUUCGACAACGACCUAUACACGUCUGAUGAUUAUCCAUUUCCUUCAUGCACCGCCUAGUAUUGCGGGAAGUCUUCUUCAUCGCAGUAUUGAUUUUCGUCACAAUAUAUAUCCUGGUACAAGCAUAACGGUGCGUGAAAACAGUCAGAAGAUACUAUCAUCUUUUAUCAUUGCUCAGCUAAUCCAUGAUAUAAACGAGCCCUACUAUGGUUCGUACCAUUUGCUGGCCUAUUCAUCGAAUAAAAACUAUACGGACCUUUCUACAUCUAUUAAUGUUGCAAAUCGUUGUCCGCAUGUUCACGAAUACAUGAAUGCGUCAAUGAAACAUGACAAUUGGUUGAGACGAGUGAAAUUUUACCCUAAAUUUCUUGUCAAUGUGACGUGUUACCACGACGAAAGAUUUUUAUGUUUCAUAGAGGACGACGCUGCUGGUGCUACUUGGAACUGUCUCAUUGUUAAUCAUCAAGUAGCAAGUUGUAUUGAAAGAAACUAUUGUGAAAAUGGGGGUCGAUGUUUUCAGAAGCAAAUAUCGGGUCAAUUGGACUACACAUGUAUUUGUCCGGAGUGCCAUUACGGAGAAUUUUGUCAACUGUCGAUGACACAGUACUCUCUCACAAUUGAUUCGAUACUUGGACAGAUCAUUAUCACAAACAUGCCUAUCAGCAAACAACCGUUAGUGAUUCAGAUAAUUUUGGCUCUUGUUAGUAUUCUAUAUUUAGCCGUACACUGGUAUCCGAUCCACGCUCGCCAACACGUCUCUGGUGCGUUAUCAAGUAUAAAUACACGUGGCUGCAAACAUAUAGUGCCGUUAUGA